Molecule: messenger RNA, 9316 nt
Organism: Anopheles funestus (African malaria mosquito)
Lineage: Eukaryota; Metazoa; Arthropoda; Insecta; Diptera; Culicidae
Product: pituitary homeobox homolog Ptx1
Exons: 4
Coding region: 770-2632 (620 amino acids)
Biological process (GO): regulation of transcription by RNA polymerase II
Molecular function (GO): DNA-binding transcription factor activity, RNA polymerase II-specific; RNA polymerase II transcription regulatory region sequence-specific DNA binding
Source: RefSeq, a predicted model, not a curated record
AGCGCAAUAUUUAAUUCAUUGAUAAUUUUGCAUCCGACCCGACCGAUACACGUUGCACCGUUCGUUGUUUGUUUGCGUGUGUGUGUGUGAGUGUUUUUUUUUCUCCGAAGGAUACUGAAUUCCGUGUUGUGGGGAAAUUCGUGAUUCCGAGAAGGGUGUUUCGGGGGUGGUUUUUUCUUACCGAAGGCACUGAAAUCAUUUAAUUGGUGUAAUCUAACAAAUUGGAAUUGUGCCGAAGAAGGAAAUUGACACAAAACUCAAACGCCCAACAGUGAAAGUGAUUGUGAUUGUUGGCGGUGCCAUUUGUUUGUCUGGGCGUAGAGCUCAAUUAGUUUUGGGGGGUAGGAACCCCUAACGCGGGUUGAUUGAAAUCACGGUCCAUGGUUCGAUACGCAAUCUAGCGAUGUGUGAAGCGUGAUAAUAUUCCCAUCGAUAUAACAACACCUUUGCCUUGUGGAGUGUCUUAAGCCACAAUUACGGUUGCAUUUUACCAAAGCCCGAGUGAUGCGUGUGUGCGAGUGCAUGUGAAGUAAAGUUGUGCCCGUGUGUGUGUGUGUGUUGAUCGAAUCUCUAGUAGUGUCCUUUGCAUCCCGGUAGCAGCAUCCAUUCAUCAGAAUUGCACCACCUGACUCAUCCAACUCUCUCGUUGCGGUUUAUUUAUGGACUUGUUGGCGGUCCACUACUGUACCGCCGGCGAGUGUGAUCCAAUCUACCGCGGACGGUCGCGGUUAAUUGAAAUCUAGCGUCAAUAUUUCAACGCCCAACCAUCAUGGAACCGUCCACCUUCGACGACCAGAUAUUCGGUGACUUUACCAGCGACACGCUCGGUACGCUUGCGGGCGCCACCAAACCGAUCCAUGCCGGUCCUUCGACGAGUACGGUGGUUACGGCGUCCGGCCACGGUAAUCUUCAGGUGAUGAUGGGCAUCGGUCACUCGCCGACGCACGACGGCGGUGGUAAUGGUGGUGGUACCGGCACCCAUCAACGGCUGCCCGAGGUGAAUAGCAUCCUGGCCGUGUCGGGAUCGCCGAGCUACAAAACCAUCGACUACACCAACCUCAGCAAGGUGGAAUAUCACCAUCUGGCGAACGGCAAGCUGGACGGUUCGUCCUACUCACCCCCGAACGGGACACCAUCACAUCACCCACAGCAGCAACAGCAGCAGCAGCCAAGCUCGGGACUGGGCAUACACCCAACAAUACCCGGUGGCAACAAGUCGCUCGAAUACGUCAACUGUAAGCUGGAAUAUUACACCGCCCUGCCCAUCGGCCACGAUAAUCUGAAUAAAAUAGAGUUCGUUAAAACCCUAGAUUACAACGGUAACGGCCGGUUGGACUAUUCCACCUCGUCCUCCUCGUCACCGAACGGCCCGAAAUCCAUCGACUACGGAGCUGGCAAUGGUGGAAAGCUCGACUACGAGACGACGAUCGCCAUGUUUCAACAUCCCGGACCACCGCAAGGACCGUCCGGUUCGGGCAUGGUAGACACAUCGAUGCUAAACACUGGCCAGACAAAUGGUGUGCCCGUCGGCAGCAUAACGGCAGGUGUCGGGCCGGGCAAGCCGAGAAAAACGGACGACAUGAAUGGUGCAUCCGGAUCGUCAACGCCGACCACCACCACACCACUGGAUGGUGCCGGAAAUGGGAAGAAAAAUGAUAAAAAGAAAACGGAUCCGAAUGGAAUAAAGAAGAAAAAAACGAGGACGACCUUCACCGCGUAUCAGCUUGAGGAGCUGGAGCAUGCCUUCGAACGGGCACCCUAUCCGGAUGUGUUCGCACGUGAGGAGCUGGCCUUGAAGCUGAACCUUAGCGAGUCCCGCGUACAAGUCUGGUUUCAGAACCGGCGAGCGAAAUGGCGCAAACGGGAACCACCGCGGAAGUCGGCCUACCUCGGCAACAACAGCCCGUCGGCCCCGAUGAACGGUCCGAUCGGUACGUCGUUCAGCCAGUUCCCGCAAACCGCAACCGUAACGCCACCGGGCAGUGUCGACAGCUGGUCCACCUAUCAGGCACCGUAUGAGCUGGGUCCGCACAUCAAUCUGCUGUCACCGGCCGUCAGCCCGUACGGGUCGUUCAGCACCCAAUACGGUACUUACAUGCCCGAGAGUCACAUGUUCCCGGUACGGCAGCACUACGACUACGGCAGCCCAUCGAGACCGGGCGAACCGGGCGGUGAUGAGUCCGGGCAUCAGCAUCAGCACCACAGCCACCAUCAUCACCAUCAUGCGCAUCACAACCAUCACAAGCCCGACCAUUACGCACCGACGAUGGAUGAAAAGUUUGAGACGCACUGUACGGCCGGGUUGCCCGAUGGUCUCACGAAUGGAAAGUACGUUGACGACACGAAGUACAUCCACGGUGUCGACGUGCAUCACUAUCCGGAUGCGGAUCCGAAGUACGGUAGCUGCCACCAGCUGGACGAUCCGUCCAUGAAAGCACACUACGGUCCACCGCAACCGUCGCAGCAAGUCCAACCGCCACCAUCUUCGCAGCAGCAGCAGCAGCAGCAGCAACAACAAUCCCAGCCAGGUCAGUGUCAACCGGUCGGUGUGGACGAUCCCGACGCGCUCGGCAUGGUAAAGACCGAAGAGAAUGUCACACACAGCUACGUACUUCCCUCUUUUUUGCCCUGAUCGAGAGCAUCAGAAAGGGUUCGCAAUCGUCGUCGUUACCUUCCACGUCACAGCCCUAUCCGGCGAGGCAAACGUCGUUUCGCACCCGAUACGAACAGUUUCGGGGGCCUCAUUUUGGAUAGUUGGCCGGAGGUUGAUUGUGACUUCCAGUUUUGAUGGUAGUCACAAUCGAUCUAUUUUCACCCAUCCUUCAUUUCUAUCCCCAAAAAUCCCAAACCCCAACCAGUCGAUCAUCCUGAUUACUACUUCAUCAUCGAACGAUAUUUUGAUUUGAAAUCAGUUCUUCACCGAUUUGCUAUUGGAACUUCCGGACAAACAAGCUUAAAGAUGUGAUUUUUUUGUGGUUCUACAUUUUAAAACAUUGAUGUCCAACACACCGUAACCACAGCAAUCUAAUUCAUUAUUCAGCAUUUGAGUGCUUAGUCCUGAGAUUGGAGCGAUGAUGUCGCGUGCGUUAGCUGGAAAUCUUCGCUGUUCCACCUGCGUGCAAAGUGAAGCAAUCGUAGAACACCGAACAAAAAAAAUACACACCAAACACUUAAAAUACUUUUAUAAAGUCCUACCCGAUGCUACCGAUAAACCCUUCAGUCGACAGAAGUUGAAUGUUAAACAAUUUCAAGUGCUACACAAACUUUUCCCAUUUACUCCGGCUACUCUAAAAGAAGCUUGGUUGACUUUGUAUUCAAAUGUGUUGACAUUACGUUACCGAAACGAAGCUUUUUUUUUCUUCUUAUAAAAAUGAGAAAAAGAAGGAAUAACUUUCCCAGCAUAAGUACACAUACUCCCGCUGCCCACAACCAACCGUCUUGUUGGCAUCGUGGGCAAGAGCUGACUUCCAUUAGGCAGUGUAAGCAAACAGUAACAGUACCUAACCAGGAUGGUAUAGCUUGCCGUAGAAGGAAAGUGUAACGAAACAUCCUGUUUGGCACUUGAAUGUCCGAAGGGUUAAGUUGAACGCCAUCGCCUCAUUGAAAGAACCAGUUCCAGGGUAGUCGUUUGCAAACUGUUGCGUUCUUGGCUUGGUCACUGUUUGGUUUAAAUUUUAAAGCUCAAUCUCCGCUAUGGUACAUUGGCAAUUCUUCGUAGUCACAUUCGGGGGGGUCCGGCUAUUUUUUUUGGAGCAAAUCAAAUCAAAACGCUAGAACGAUUCGCACCCAACUCAAGCACUCACUAAACCGAACACUUUAAAAGGCCAAGAUUUCGAGUUGGCCAAACAACGGCCUUGUGGCUUCAUCGACAAUCGGGAAGCAUUCGGGUGCCCAAAAACAGUGCCCCCAAGUGGACGAUGGGAAUAAAACCCCGUUCUUUAUAUAACGCCCAACAAGUGUUUGUUGGCCGCGUAGUGGCCGUAUCAAGAGGGUGUGAAGCCAAGCUCUAAAGUGUAGGCUUCUCGUACCAUUUUUUUUAGUUUUUUUUUUUGCUCGGUACUUUGUUUUGUUUUUCUGUAAGGUUUCGCUCCACCGGACUAAUAAAUAAACCAAUGUGAACCAAACGUUCCCAUGGUAGGCCGGCCGUACGAUGUACUCGGCCCGUUCUGAUUUAUCGACACCACCCGGUGCGUGGUUCUGACUUUUCCGACCAAACUUUGGCCAACGGAUCCUCGGGGUAGCUACCUUUUUUUAGAUUUUCUCUUCCUGUCCCACACAAACACACACACACACACACACACACACACACACAUGGCUGAAUUUGAUCGAAUGCUGAGGAUCGAUAAUUUCGGUAACGGUCCAUGACCACAUAAAAUCGACCACAUCGUUCCUGGCGAACAAAAUGGGGCCACCGUACACAGUUGCUGUUCUUGAUAAGGGUGAUGAGCAGCUAUCCUACAAGGGAAGGGAAGAGAAAGAAAUCUUUUCUCUACUCCCACACACACACACACACGCAAAAAAAACGAUGAAGCAACAAAUAAAAAUAGAAACAAAUUAAAUUCGGUUAAAAAGUGCGAACUCUUAACGGCGGACGGGUACAAAGCGUCUUUCCACAGUACAGCAGAAGCUCAAACGAAAACCAAAAAACAAAAAAUGAAACAAGACCGAACUUUUUCCCGCUUUUCAUAUCUGCCUGAGAGUGAAUAAAUCGAACCAAUCGGCACAAUUCGUGCAGAUCGAUGGGCUUAGUAUGGGUUUUUUUUUUUGCAAACGGGGGAAAAGGCCACUGGAUGAAAAAAAGGGAAACCAAGAGAUUUUAGGGCAAAGUUUACCUUCAGCUGCGAUGGUUCGCUGUCUCGAGCCUGACUCCGCAAAACGACCCCGUCCCCGUUCAUGGUACGUGUUUGGGUUCGCUUCCCCCCAUUCCCAUUUACUUGGCGUAGGGCUUUCCCUGUGUGUGUUUUUUGUGCCAAGUUUUCAUUUGCCCUUUGCCGAUUGUUUGGUUGCGUUCGAGCGAUUCACGUUCAUGCAUUCAAUCUUGCCCAAAUCAAUCAAGCAUUCGAAACAGUACCGUUUUCGAGGUUCCGGGUGAGUUUUUCACCUGUGUCUGUAUGUGUGUAUGUGCGAUGUCUUUUUUUGCCAUCUCUCCAUUCUGGACAUUCUAUUCAUUGGUCCUGGGAUCAUCCCGUACGUGUCCGUGUCGUGCCAUUGAAGCGCAUUUUACCGUAACACCGUGCCUGUAGCGGAGGCUUUUCCUUUUAUCCCUUCUUUCGGCUUUCGGCUAGUGAAGGUCUCAGCUCAGAGACCUUAUCACACAACGAGUUCCUAUCCCUUUUUUUUGUUUUUUUGGCUUGUUUGCCAACCUGUGCCAGCAUCUAAGCAUGGAUCGGAAAAAACGCCAACAUAUUUGCUUAUUCUGGAUGGUUUUUCGCACGAAUGAAGGUAUCCCUUUUUCGUUUUGGGGGGGUCGAAAACACUGAUCCAAACCAUCCAGAACUGACAUGUAUUCAUCGAUCGGUAUGUUUAUUUUAAAAACAUCAAAACGAUCUGUCCAUCUCCAAGGGGGGUUUCUUUUUUUCCCCUAAAGGUUAAAAUAUAUAAAUUCCCAAAAAUUUGCUAUCUAACAUUGUCCAUUAGGAGAAUGUAAAUUUCUAUUUUGUUUGGAUUUAUUUUAGCUCCCUUACCUAUUCACAUCUUUAAUGAAUGAUGCACUCUGGAAAGUAAAUUAAACUUUUGCGCAUACCAUUUACACAACGGUGGAAGUUUUGUUGGAAGCUUAUUCCAUUAGCGUAAAAACGGAAAGCUUGCUUCCGGGAACAACAGACCCGCGUGUUGCCGUUCUAUCAAAGUCAAUUAAUGCUUCUGUUGCACAGCUCACCUUUGAUGGGGUGCCUGUGCAUCGGUAAUUUACAUUUCAUUUGCCCAUCUACAUGUUCUGGUGACCAUUGGAUGGGGAAGAACUGAAAUAACAAUAACAACAAAAAUUUAACUUUGGAGUCUUUGAAGCUGCCGUGCUACGAGAUUUCCUCAUCCAAUAUUAGCAUGGAGUAGAGGGGUUUUUAGCUGAAAUUUAUUUUUCCAAGUUGAACUAGAAUUUGUGCAACUUGAACUAGAACAUGUAGAUCUGAAAUCUAGCUGGACGUUCAUUCUCGACUUUGUAAACUUGUCACAUGUGAAUGCUUUGUUCAGAAUUGAUUAAAGCUACAAAAAAGUUCAAGAAAAUGAAAAAAAUGGAAAGAUGGAAAAAUUCCCCUUCUACUUGAAACGUAUCCAGAAAUCUUCUCAACUUUCUCAACACAAAAUUUAAAUUAGAAACCCCUGUAAGGCGGCCUGGUAUUGGAAUAACCUACUAAGCAACAGUAAUUCCCAUUUUACAUACAAGUCACCCUCCUCGGGCAAAGAUAAAUGUUUUCUAUUGCCUCAAUGUAUAAACAUUUUCGUUUUGUCGAUUCUUAAGUAAACAGUUUUUAAGACAAAGUUUCCUCUACCAGGAAAUGGCAACAAAACAAACUGGUGGCCUCUUCACUGCGAACGCAACAGUUGUAAAUGCAAGCUUCUAAUGGACAAGUGGGACUUUAGCAAAAGCUUUCAUUUGUCCUGGUUCGUUUCCCCCGAGGCAGUUCCUGUUUGUGGAAGUGACGAGUGGCACGGUAGGAAGGAAUUUUAGGCGUUUUGUUUUUUGCACUUCCUCGUAAAACAGUUCCAUCGUGUAGGUUUGUAAUUCUUUUUAUUUACUAGAACACAAUAAACUCCAUUUGGAAACUUUUUGUAACCGUACCGUGACCAAUCCGAAACGGGGCGCCGUACGGUCAGUUCCGGACCAAAUAGCCAACAAUGACAAAUAGAACAACAUCAAAGCGUACCGAUUGUUUGCCACUAAAACCUUGUCCCUCACUUGAAUUACUGCUAUACUCCCAUCCUCUUUAUAGCUCUUCCCUUUCAUUCCUUCAUUUCCCUGUUUUUUCUAGUGAAGGUUUUGCGAACCCUUAUUGUUUGCUCUCAGUAUCAUUAAAACACAGAUAAAAUGCACAGAUAGCGAAACACUAAAGCACUAUAGCAAAAUAUUCUAAACGAGCGAGAGAGAGAGAGAGAGAGAGAGAGAGAGAGAGAAAUAGCAACAUCAACAAAAAAUACCUUCGUUCGCGAAUAACCGUGAUCCGUUGUGUGCUGCGUGUAAUAUAAGCCAUAUUUAUUUACUAUCCGAUUCACCCAUAUGUAAUGUGUUAUAGGAUGAGGAUAUUUAUUGAUCCGCUAGGAAAUGGAAAAUGUGCUACGAUCUCUCGUUGCUGCUCACCGGCGGUGAAGGAAAAGAUGUGGUAUGUGAAAUGAAAAAUGCAGGAAAAAAUCUCCGGGGAGAAAUGAGCACCGAAGUGAGCGAAAGUGUAUUUUGUUGAAUCGAGGAACCUAAAAACAGAACAGAAAACCAAUCCAAAUUCAACGCUCGAAAUCGAUUACUUCGUAGCAUUUGAUAUCGUAUCCGUUUCCAACGUAGCGGUGCGAUGCUCACAGUGCGCAAACGAUCGCAAAAAUGAUGAUAUGUACAAAAGAAGCUUCUGGAUUCCAAGUGCCAUAUUAUGUAGGUAUGUAAACAACAUAGAGAGAUAGAGAGAGAGAGAGAGAGAGAGAGAGAGAUAGAGGAAGAGAAAAGUGCAACGAAACAGUGUGUAUCCUUAAUCCUUAAGUUCCUAUUAAGUUGCGUUAGCUACAUUUACCGUUUACGGUAGCGUUAGUUUGAAGUUGAUUAUUGAUUACUAUUAAGCAACAAACAUCACAACGCUCUUCCAGGGUUUCUCUAAAGUUAGGGCUAAGGUGGUAAGGGUUAGGACGUAGUAAAACAGUAAACCCGAUUACAGCAAAAUGGCAAGCAUCUUCUGUGCCACGGAGCAAACACUCAGAAAAGCUACGGGUUGAAGAACCAACUCGUCGUAAAAUGGCUCCUGGUGGUUGUUUGGGGUGAGUGGAGUUGAUUUUAGCUCGAUGUUCCCUUUCCAGCACAUUUUCCGAAAAAGUUAGUGUUCAGCUCGUUAUGGAGAUCAGUUCGUUAAUCUUUACAUGCCAUUUGUGCGGUUUGAUCGGUAUAGUUUGAUUGAAAAGUUUUGGUUUUCUCGGAAUGCUAUUGCCACUCAUCUAACAACCGCAACCCCCCCAAAACAAAAAAAAAACAAAAGUGUCCCAAUGCGUGAUGUAAUUUAAAUUUAAAUGGGUAUCUUUUUCUAUGUGUUGGAGCAUUAGAAUGAUGUCGAAAACGACGACUACAAAUGACAACCCAUUAUCAAAAACAAACUAAAGUACAAACGUACACACGAGCGAAGUGCCUUGCAAUGCAAUGUAAAUUGAAUUUUUGCCAGCACAUUUGCUAGUUUAGCUAAGGUUUCCGUGGUAAGAUCUGUCUGGCAACAUCUCGGUGGUGCGGUAGAAAUAAAAGCUUCCCAAAAACUACAUUUUCCCUCACACGUACAGCUCAUUGAUGCAGCUUCUCACACGAGCUAAUCAUUUGCAUUCGGUUCCAUGGAAUGGUCCAUUGCCAAUGGGAUAUAUUUUCGCUUUUUUACCCAACCACCAUCAAACGUUACUAUUUUCAGUACACUGUUGUUGAACUAUCGCAUUUCAGUUCCUUUCAGUACAUUCACGUCUCCCCUUAUAAACACCACCAACAACCAAACCUCCAACCAAGAGAUCAGUGAAAUGUUAUUUAAAUCUAGUUUGUAUGUAAAUAAAUGCCACAACACGUGUCGCUGCUUUUGCCUACGCCCAGGCGCUCCCAACCUGUUCGUCGUCCCAACCUCCGAACACCAAAUCCUUCCAGACAGAGGGGAAACGAAAACUGGUUGUGGACGAUGAACAAAACAGAUUUCAUGCUCGACAUGCUAGCAAACAUCCAAUUUCACCACAAUUAUCGCUUUUCGUCGACGUACGACGAUCGUUAUCAUCGGUUUAAUAAGGCAAAAAUUGUGGCAGCUUUUAGGGCUUGGUCUUUUAAAUGUCGCUUUUGAGCAAAAAAAAUCAAAACCCAUCAUCCACUUAGGUUGUCAAAUGUUUGUUGACAGUUUAUAAUUGUAUUAUUUCAGCAAAACAGCCAAAAGUUGGUGCGAUUGUAAAUAUUUAAAGUUAAGCUGAAAUGGAAAUUUCUCGUACACAGCAUUGCCUUAUUAUUAUUCAAAAUUACAUUACAUGUGCAAAGAGAAUGUUACAAAGAAAAUUCAAGUUAAAACAUAGGAUAGUGAAUUAUGUGAAAUAUAUUAUCAAUAAAUGUGUACGCUAUUAAGAAUAAUUUUAAGUACGAAAAGAAAUAAAAAUUUAAAAGAACAUCCGUCAA